AUGAAACUUAAAAAAGUACUAAUUUUACUCACUCUUAUAGGAAUAGCAUACUCGCUAACCUGUAACUCUCCCUAAGUCCUUGAUUACGAUAACAACACUUGCCUCACUGAUGUGUCAGCAUGCGCCAGCAAUAGAUUUUACAAUCCUGAGCUAAAUCAGUGCUAAAAUAGCUGCGAUCUUGGAUAUAUACCUAGUGUAGUUAAUUCCUAAAAUUAAUGUAAUAAAAAGUUAUUAUACUGCGACCCCACCACAUAAAUUCUCUCGAUAGGUGCAAAUUUUAGUUGCUUAAGCAAGGCUACAGAUUGCUAAGGUUUUUUGGUCAAUGAUUCUAAUGGUCUUUCUAGUUGCCUCCCUGUUUGUCCUAAUGGCUUUACAUAAGGAACAGGAUCAAAUUCAAACAUAUGUACUUCUAGCUCUACAUUCUCUUGGGUUAAUCACGUUUUUACAUAAUGCUAAUAAGGAGUCAGAGAUGUCCUAACUCUCUCUUGUUAUACCAGUAGAUCACAAUGUACCUCCUUCUACAGCGAAGACAAUAGAGCUUGUCUACCUUCUUGUCCUGUUGGUGCCAGCAUUUAAUAAACUCCUUCAUUUUCAUAUUGCUUAUAUUAUAAUUAAUAAUAUAAUUAUUUAUUCUCAAUUCCAUCAUGCUCUUCAACUUAAGUAUAUGAUCUCAACUCAAAUUCUUGUCUUUAAUCUUAAAGCAGUUGCAAAAAUUUUGUUCUGAUAGAUUCUACUGGAUAAAAAGUUUGUUGGCCUUCAUGUCCUACACUUGCAGGAUGGUAAAUCCAAACUUCUGGAACUUCACAGGCAUGCAUCGCUCCUAUUGGUUUUGUUUUUGCAAAAUAACCUUUCUUUAACUGCAGUUUUCCAAAUUACUAUGAUGCCACUUCAUUUGGAUGUCUCACAGCUGAUACUCAAUGCUAAUACUUGAUGAACUAUGAAAAUAAUAUGUGUGUAUUCUCUUGCCCUGCUUAAUAACUAUAUGCUUAAUAUAACUAAUAAAAAAACAUUGGAUUUUGUUGGAGAUUUUAACUUGGUAAUUGCUAAUCUCCAUCAGUGUAUGACUUAUAUUCUGGUUGGUGUCUAUCUUCUUCCUCUUCUUGCUAAAACUAUCUCUUACAAGACUCAUUUAACAAUCAAGUAUGCUGGUUAUUUUGCCCUUCUGGUUUCACUCAAUCAACCACCACUUCUGGAAGUAAAAUUUGCACAGCUCCUAGUGGAUAUAAUAUACUCAAAUAACCUUACUUUAACUGCCCUUCACCCUCACUAAAAGAUGCUACUACAUUAGGAUGCAUAACAGCAACCUCAUGUAAAUUUAGAAUAGUUUAUGAAUGGUAGAUGUGCAUUCCUUAAUGUCCUUAGUCAUUUAUUGAAUACGCUGAUCCAAGUACUUCAGCAAAAUUAUGUAAAUAUUAAGACAACUAUGCCUAUAAAAUUGCGUAAUGCGGAAAUGGGUUGUAUUUAGAUAUUAAUUCAAACUAAUGUCUAUUAAACGACUCAGAUUGCUCAUACGUUUUGAUAAAAGAUUCAAAUGGCGCAAGAGUUUGCUGGCCUUCCUGUCCAAAUACCUAUACUGCAUCAACCUCUGCUUCUGGAUAAAAAUUAUGUACUCCUCCUUCUGGAACAUCUCUUUUAUCUCAGAAAUUCUUUUAAUGCGCUCCGCCUUAAGUUUAUGACAUAGCUUCAAUUGGUUGUCUUAAUUAACCAAGUAAUUGCUCCAACAAAUUUAUAUCUCAGCAGAGAACUUGUGCUUUAACUUGUCCAGCUAACUUUUAAUAAUUCACUGAUUAAACUCACAACAUCACAUAAUGUAAUGAUCCUAACUAGGGAAAUACAGAAUAAAGAUGUUAACCACCUUCCUACUUGGAUAUCAGCUCUAAUUAAUGCUUAACAAAUGACAGUGAUUGCUAAUUUUACUUGAUUAAAGACUAAUAUGGAGGUAGAUUAUGUUCCCCAUAUUGUAUGUCUACAUAUUCCUCUUCAACUUCUGCAUCUGGACAAAAACUAUGCACUCCACCAUCAGGAGUAAGCAUAUUUUUAUCUUCCUUCUUUGAAUGUCAAAACCCAUAAGUAAGAGACGUAACAACUCUCACCUGUUUAAGUUCUGCUUCAUCCUGCACUAAUUAUAUGGUUUAUAACUUUUGGACAUGUUUCAAUACCUGCCCUCCAAAUAUGACUUCAGGAGUAGAUUCGGGAAAUGGUUUGAAAAUAUGUAAUAAUAAUAACAAUAACAAUAAUGGAGGCAAUAAUUAUUAAAUGGCUAGCUGUACUGCCCCUUAGUAUUUACAUUUUAAUGCAAACAAGUGUAUAACUAAUGACACUGAUUGUUAAGAUUACGUAAUGACAGAUUCAAACGGGUUCAAACUUUGUUGGCCUGUUUGUCCUUCUGGAUUCACAUCUGGUUAAGAUGCUAAAAAUGGAUUUUUAACAUGUACACCAGCAGCUACAGUAUCUUUGAAAGACUCUAAAAUAUUUAAUUGUGUGCCCCCAUAAGUACAAGAUGUUACUAGUCUGGGAUGUCUAACUGCUACAUCUAACUGUACUCAAAUUAUGGUUUAAGAUAGAAAUUAAUGCGUCUCUGUAUGCCCAUAAGGAUAUAUAUUUGGAACUGAUUAAAAUAAUAAACCUAACUGUUAUUUCAGAAAUAUAUCAUAAUGUCAAUCAGCAUAAAUAUGGAAUUUAGCUUAGAACUAAUGUAUUUCUCCAUCUAACUGCAAGGAUUGGGUAAUUGUUGAUGCUAAUAAUUACCAAACUUGCAUUCCAUAGUGUCCAACAGGUUUUACUACAGGAAUGGAUUCAACAAACACUUAUAAGACAUGCACUGUCCCUUCAGGAAAAAGUUUAAGUAACUUUGGUUUAAGUAAUUGCAAUAAUCCUUUGAUCAGAGAUUUUGUAAGUGGUGCUUGCUUUACUCAAGCUUCAUAAUGCAAAGGAUAUUUGGUUAACUAAUUCAAUUGUGUAUCUACCUGCCCAAAUGGAUACUAAUAAGGAAAAGAUUAAAAUAAUAACAACACUUGCUACAUGCCUUAUGUUUACUAAAUGACUAAUUGUUAAGGAACCAGCUUUUUAAGAUUUUCAUAAAAUGAUUGCAUUAAUAAUGAUACAAGCUGCAGCGAGUUUAUUAUUAAAGAUGCUAAUGGAUAAAAAGUUUGUUGGCCUAGUUGCAGUUUAACAAGUUUUACAUAAACUUAAGAUGCAUAAUCUGGAGUUUCAUACUGCACACCACCCUCAACUUGGUUAUUAAAAGAUUAACCAUUUUUCAACUGCUAAUCACCUGGUGUAGGAGAUAUAGAUACCUUUUAAUGCUUAACAAAUAGUAGUAAUUGUACAUCUCCUAAGCUUAUUAUAAAAGAUAGGAAUUAGUGCAGUUCUGUUUGCUUAGAUGGGUAUUAUAUACAGUAGGAUUAAAAUGGAACUGUAGCUUGCUUCAAUCAUGGACGUCCAUCAUGUUAGUCUGGUUAAGCAAUAAAUUUCCUUCUAAACCAGUGCAUAAGCAUAAACUCUUGUAAAGAAUAUAUUUACAACGCUCCUUAAAUUCCUAGCUGUAUACCGGACUGCCCUUCUUCUUGGGUAGUUGGUUAAGAUACUGUAAAUAAUGUUAAGACAUGCAACCCACCAUCUGGAUCUACCAUACUUAACUACAAGAUUAAUAAAUGUGGCUAACCCCUUGUUAAGGACUUUACGACAGGUGGAUGCUUAAAUUCAUAAUCAAGCUGUUCAAAAUUACUUGUUAAUGAAUAUAACUGUGUCAAUUCCUGUCCUAACGGAUAUUAAUAACAAACAAAUCAAAAUGGGUAAGCUGAAUGUUAUUAGCCUUACGUUUAUUAAAUGGAAAACUGUUAAUAACCUUCAUUCCUCUAAUUUAGUUAGAAUCACUGUAUUUCUAAUGACACUGAUUGCAAUUAAUUUGUAAUGGUAGAUUCUGCAGGAAAUAAAGUUUGCUGGCCAGUUUGUCCAAGCUAAUUUACCUCCUCAAAAGAUCCUAAUACAGGUGUUAAUUAUUGUAAACCACCUUCUACUUAUUCUCUAACUUCUGCUCCAAUUUUUAAUAACUGCAAUCCUCCCAAUGUUUGGGAUGUUACUACAUUAAAUUGUUUAUCAGAUUAAUCUAAGUGCACUUAAAUUUUUGUUCCUUAAAGAAAUUAAUGUACAAAUGCAUGCUUUGAUGGCUUUUCUUAUAAUAUUGAUAGUUCUGGAAGGCAAACAUGUUAGUAAUCUGGAUUUGGGCCUUAGUGCAAUUCAACCUAAGUAUAAAAUUAUCUAUAAAAUAAUUGCAUAAACAUUUCUUAAUGUAAAGAUUAUUUACUGGCAAUUUCUAAUGGUUAAGGUUAGCAAGGGUAAUUAUGUAUUCCAGAUUGUCCAAAUAUUUUCGUUAAGAGCACCAAUACAGGCGGUUAAAAUACAUGUACACCUCCAAGUACAGUAAACAUAUAAUAAAUUGGUCUCAGUAAUUGCGGUUAACCAUAAGUAAGAGAUUUUUCAACAGGUAAUUGUUUACCAUCUUAAUCAAAAUGCACAGGAUUUUUGGUUAAUGGUUUUAACUGUGUUUCAGCUUGCCCUAAUGGAUAUUAAUAAGGUACAGAUUCUUCCACUGGUUAUAAAAUUUGUACAAAUCCAAAUGGUAAUAACAAUAAUAGUGGAAAUAAUGGAGAAUGUUAGUAAGGAUAAUUAAGAGAUAUAUUACAUAGCUAGUGCGUUAAUCCUUAAGAUUGUAAAGGUUUUUAUUUCCAAGUUCCUAAUGGAGGUGGUUUGGUUUGUAUGCCUUAAUGCCCAAGCGGUUUGCUUAUAUCAUACAAUCCAACAUUAAAUCUUCUGUAAUGUGUUGUUCCUCCUAAUUUUAAUUUUUCAUAAUUAGCUAUUAGCAGUUGCACAACAAUAAGAGAUUUUACAACAGGUGGUUGCCUCACUAGCUGCUCUUAAUGUAAUGGAGUGUGUAUUGCUAGCUAGUCAAUGUGCUUAUCCUAUUGUCCUACAGGUUUUUAUAAAACAACAGAUUCUAAUGGAAACAAUAUCUGUUAAUAGAGUUCUAAUAGUUAAAGCUCAUAAUGUGGAAAUAAUUAUAUUUUAGAUAUAGCAUAAGGAUACUGUAUUCAAAGUUCUAACUGUAAAGGAUAGAUUAUAACAGAUUCAGCAGCAGUUUAAUAUUGCAUUCCUUUCUGUCCAUCAUCAUGGUAGGCAUAAGAUGCUUCAGGCAACUCUACAUGCAUAGUACCAAAGAGUUUCACUUAUAGCAGCAGCGCAGCAGCUAGCUGUUAAAGUCCAAAUACUAUAAACACAGAUGACUUUACUUGCUUAUAACCUGGUACAAAAUGCAAUGGUUUCUUAAUCAAAAGAAGUAGAGUAUGCUUACCAAGUUGUCCAAGUGGAUUUAAAAAAUUUAUAGAUCCUAAAACUGGUGAAAAGUAGUGUCUUUAAGUUAAUAAUGAUGGUAGUCUGAACUGCGAAAUGCCUCUAAUCAGUGAUUAAUUAACAGGGUUAUGUAUAUAUGCUGAUUAGUGUAAAUACAUUCUUUUAUAAUCUAAUAUCUUACUAAUAUGUAUUCCUUAAUGUCCUAGCGUUUUGAUAUCUGGAUAAGACUCAAACCUUGGCAUCCCUAAUUGUUCUCCAGCUUAAAACUAAAAUAUUUUAAACCUUCCAUCAUCUAACUGCUCACCUCCUAAUUAUAAAGACUACUCCACUGCAAACUGUUUAACAUCUCCUACUUAGUGCAAAGGAUUUAUUAUUCAAUCAUUCAAUAUGUGUAUAUCAAUUUGUCCAUCAAAUUGGAGUUAAGUUGCAAAUUCUGCAGGAUAUAAUGAAUGUGUUCCUCCUCUUAUUUGCUAACCUUCUUAAGUUCCUGAUACAGCAAAUAAAGUUUGCCUAGAUAACGUGUCUUAAUGUAAAGGAGUUCUAAAUAAGUAGACAUUCACUUGCGAUGCUUCAUGUCCUACUAAUUUCUCUACUGUUACAGAUCCAAAUUUAAAUAUUAAAGUUUGCAUUCCAUGCUAAUAUAAAGAUAGCGCUGGUAAUUGCUAUAGCUAAUGCCCAUAUCCACUAGUAUCAGUGGCUUCUGCUUCUGCAGGAUAACCUGGAUCCUGCUUAAGUGACCCAACGCAAUGCUCUGGUUACUUUACAUCAUAGUUAAAUACUUGUGAAGCCUAAUGUAGAUUUGGAUUCACUCCUAAUAUUAUGACUUCACCAAAAACAUGUAUAUCAUGCACUGCUUCUAAUACAUGUAACUAGCAGAAUACCAAUUAGUGCAAUAUGAGAUUAUCAGCUGACAAAUCAUCUUGCUCAAAGGAUUGUCCAAAAGGUUAGAUUCCACUUCCUCAAGUUGCAAAUUAAAGCUACUAAUAAUGUUAAGUAUGCCCAUCCUCUUAACCUUUUGUUAGUGCAGAUGGAACUUAAUGUCUAGCUAUGUGUGGUGGAAGCUAUGUUGCUGAUUCAAACUCUAAAAGCUGUAUUGAUCCUUCUAUUUGCUCAGGUAAUUUAUCCACAGAUUCUAAAGGUAUACAAUGGUGUACUCCUAACUGUCCUUCUGGAUAAUCUCCUGUUAAAGAUGCCUCUACAGGAUUUAAUGUAUGUCAACCUUGCUCAUCAGGUACUUUCUUUGAUCCCAUAUAGAAUAAAUGCAUUAAUUCGUGUACUUUAAUGGAUGCUACUUAAAGCUAUUGUUUAGUAAGUAUAAACGAUUGUAACGGAAGCAUUUCAGUUGAUUAAACUUAAUGUCUUCUCAAAUGUCCUUCUGGAUAAUUUUAGAGACCUCUUACUUAAAUUAAUUAGUUUUAAUGUGUGACAGCAUGUGAUUAAAAUGAAUUAGUUUAUAAUAAUAUGUGCUUGUUAUUUUGCCCAAAGGGAUUGUUUACAGAUUUAAAAAAUAAAGUUUGUACAACUGUUAAACCUUAAUGCACAGGGGUUAUUUCUUUUGAUGGAUAGCUCUGUCUACAAUCUUGUCCUCAAGGAUAAUACCCAGCUACUUCUACUAAUGGUUAACCACCUAAGUGUAGUAAAUGUACCUAGAAACUUUCUUCUGAUGGCAAAUCUUGUUCUGCUAAUUGCGCCUCAGGAGAAAUGUAUGAUCUUGACAUCUUCUAAUGUGUAACUUAAUCUUCAUGCAAGAGCAAAAUAGCUCAGCCUGAUGGAUAAAGUUGUUCGAGCAGUUGUCUUCCAGGUUAGAUUUUAAGUACAAACGGUACUAAUUAAUCUUGCUUAAAUAGCAUAUCAGAUUGCAAGUAGUUAGUAUCUUCUGACUUCAAGCAAUGUGUUUCUGCUUGCAACUCUGGAGAGGCAUAAAUCAGCGAUGGACCCUUAACAGUUUGCAUAAUUUGCCCACUAGCUGUUAGCUCUGAUGGAAAAUCAUGCCUAAAUUCAUGUCCUUCAGGAACUUUCUUAAAAGUCAGCAGUUAAUCCUGUGUAGCUUCUUGUGCUUCUGGAGAAUUCGUCUCAGCAAAUGGAAAAAAUUGUGUUAGUUCCUGUGUUUACCCAGAUCUUAAAAGAUCAUCUGAUAACAGUAAAUGUUAUACUUCUUGUGAAUCAGGAAAUGUAAUUGACAAAUCAUUGGGUUGUAUUACUCCAAGUUAAUGUAAAUCAAAUAAUAAAUAUAUUUCAAGUGAUGGAUAAUCUUGUAUAGAUGAUUGUUCAGUCUUUUUAACAUACAUUGAUCCAAAUAAUGCAAAUACUUGCAAGGCCUGCAGCACAAAUACUUUUGCAAGAUUAGAUAAAGGUAAAAUAGUUUGCCAAGCUUAUUCUGACAAUGCUGCCUCUGAUUUAUCCGUAUAAGCAACUACUUUGACAUCGCAAUUUACCAAUUUAUCAGCUAUCACACCUGAAAUGAAAGGAUAAAUUAAAUCAUAAAUUUAAAGUAUUUCAGCUGGAAUAGAGUAAGCUAUUCAACAAACUUAGACAAGUAUAACUUUAACUGAUACACAAAAGUAAUAGCAAAAAAUUUAACUAGUUGAGAAUAUUUAAAAUAUUGGAGCUUUAUUCCUUUCUAAAAUCGAUAGUUCAUCGUCUAGCAGUGAAAAUUCAGAUGCAAAUAAGUUAGUUUUAGGAACUAAUGAAUAUUAAUUUGUUGCUGAAAAGAAAAAGAAAGGCUUUGUAUUCUAAAUUUCUUUCAAUUUAGCUAAUUUAUCAACAGCUGAUCCAAGCUUUUAAUAAGAUUCUAGCCAGUUAGAUUUAACUAAAUAAGGUUCAUAGAUUGAUGGAUCUAUUGCCUCUAUGUCUGUUACUAACUAAGCAUCCAAUCCGUAUUGUUCUGAUAGCAGUACAUGUUUAGCUGGGCUAUUUUCAGUAAGUGCAACUAAGACAAGUAGUAGUAAAAGAUUCUUAGAUUCCACUUCAACUUCAAGCUCUAAAUUCACACUAGUUUACAACGUUCCUGCUAGUUAAAUAUAGAAAACUGUAUGUGUGACUUAUGAUACUACUACCAAUGCUAUGUCUCCUUCUUUGUCUACAGUAAUAGAUACUACUAAUAACCAAAUCACCUGUACUUUUACUUAAAAUAAUUCAUUAUUUUAUGAUAAUAACUGUUCUAUUGUAAGUGCAUCACUAUGCUCAUCAGGUACCUCUAGUAACACGGGUGGCAAUAAUAAUAAUAAUAACAAUGGCACAACUUAAUAAACUGUAUCACCUUCGCAGAGCAAUAAAAUUAUAUUUUCAUUUAUUUUACUAAUAUUUACUACUCUUAUUUUGUGA
Messenger RNA from Tetrahymena thermophila SB210, 8673 nucleotides. RefSeq lists its product as hypothetical. The record is from RefSeq and is a predicted model, not a curated record. The transcript has a single exon. NCBI's taxonomy places the organism in Eukaryota, Ciliophora, Oligohymenophorea, Hymenostomatida, Tetrahymenidae.